Sphaeramia orbicularis (orbiculate cardinalfish) is the source of this 2229-nucleotide messenger RNA. It is a transcript of the gene slc35b3, whose product is annotated as solute carrier family 35 member B3. The transcript has 10 exons. Gene Ontology annotation, molecular function: 3'-phosphoadenosine 5'-phosphosulfate transmembrane transporter activity. Bases 241 to 1365 code for a protein of 374 amino acids. The record is from RefSeq and is a predicted model, not a curated record. Gene Ontology annotation, biological process: 3'-phosphoadenosine 5'-phosphosulfate transport; transmembrane transport. NCBI's taxonomy places the organism in Eukaryota, Metazoa, Chordata, Actinopteri, Kurtiformes, Apogonidae. Gene Ontology annotation, cellular component: Golgi membrane; endoplasmic reticulum membrane.
GCUGCUUCUGUCACUGCAGCAACAUAAAGUAGCUUUUAGCAUAGCGGGCUAACGUGUUUCCCAGCGUGUUUGAACCUUUUACCACAGGAUAAUAAAGCUAUGCAAACGUUUGAAAUGUACGAAAGAUGAAGCCGGAACAUCCAGGGGAAUGAUUUUCACCUGGAUUGCCUCUAAAGAGGAGGACAAGCUAACGUAAAAAACCCGGAAGUGUUGUUGAAGCUCCCAGCAGCCGAAGACACAAUGAGUGCCAAAUAUGGCCUGGUGGGCUACAACAGUUCACGGAAGCACAUUUCCAUCUCCAUCCCUUCAUCCACGGAGGUGAUGUCACCCCACAUAAAGUCUGUGGAGGAGCUGAGAGUCCUGGGAAUCAAUUUGAGCAGCUUUAGUGCUCCCACACAGUUCUUCAUCUGCGUGGCUGGAGUCUUCCUCUUUUACCUCGUCUACGGCUACCUGCAGGAGUUGAUAUUUUCUGUGGAAGGAUUUAAACCUUUUGGUUGGUACCUCACAUUGAUCCAGUUUGGGUUUUACUCCAUGUUUGGACUAGUGGAACUGCAACUCACACAGGACAAACGCAGGAGGAUCCCAGGAAAGACUUAUAUGAUAAUAGCAUUUCUAACAGUGGGCACCAUGGGCCUGUCCAAUACCUCGCUGGGCUACUUGAACUACCCUACACAGGUUAUCUUCAAGUGCUGUAAACUCAUCCCUGUCAUGAUUGGAGGAGUGUUUAUACAAGGUAAGCGCUAUAAUGUCGCUGAUGUAUCUGCUGCUCUCUGCAUGAGUCUGGGACUUAUCUGGUUUACGCUAGCUGACAGCAAAGUGGCCCCCAACUUCAACUUAACAGGUGUUCUCCUCAUCUCUCUGGCGUUGUGUGCAGACGCCGCCAUUGGAAACGUGCAGGAGAAAGCUAUGAAACUCCAUAAUGGCUCUAACUCUGAAAUGGUGCUGUACUCAUACUCAAUUGGCUUUGUCUACAUCCUGACAGGCCUGCUCUGUGUGGGUGGGUUAGGGCCUGCAGUAGCAUUCUGCUCAGAGCAUCCUGUGAAAACAUACGGUUAUGCAUUCUUCUUCUCGCUUACGGGUUAUUUUGGCAUCUCCUUCGUACUCGCCUUGAUUAAAUUGUUUGGCGCCCUGGUUGCAGUUACAGUGACCACUGGGCGAAAGGCCAUGACUAUCGUACUUUCCUUCAUGUUCUUCACGAAACCUUUCACUUUUCAGUAUAUUUGGGGUGGCCUUCUGGUGCUGUUCGGCAUCUUCUUGAAUGUUUACAGUAAAAACAAAGACAAAAUGAAGCUUCCUUCCAUCAAGGACCUCACGAGCUGGCUGCUAACAGGAAAGAAAGUCCGAUUUCUCUCCCAAACUGUAUAGAAGGCACCCACAGGCGUACUGUACAUCCCCUCUAAUGUAGAGUUGGCCCAAACUGUGUCAGGGGAUAUGCUGAAGCGAGAGCCUGACCUACAAGUUUCAUGACCAUCAACACUGAGCCAAGGAUGGGUAUACAGGGUCUGACCACCGAUCAGCCUCACAGCUGACACAUUCAAACUCUGAUGUGUGAUGGAGUCACUGUGUCCCAUUUUAGAAUACCAGUACGUCACUGGUGUAGAACUGAAUGACAUAAAUCAACUUCUCUGAAGCAAACUGAAGGAAGUCUUUUUUUUUUAAAGGGGAUCAUUAAAGUCGAGGGCUCUCUGAAAGCAGUGCUACAGAGCCUCACAGAAACAUUCCCGACAUGGAGGACAACACAGAGGACUCUAAAGGGAAGCCAGCGCCUUAGCUAACCAAAUCGCAUAGUUUUGCACUGGAAAUGACUUGUGCACUUAAACCCUUCAGUGGGUGGAAAAACUGAAGUGGUGGAGUGAGAGAGUACAGAGCAACAAGUAAAUCUGACAUGUUCAAAAUGAAUGUUUGUCUCCCAGCCUGAAACAAAACGUACAUAUUGAUAAAAAGGCAUCUUUGUCUCCGCAUGUGCCACAAAAAAACUAAAUAAAUAAGUUGUUUUACAUAAUCAUUGUCUUGAUAAAAGUGACUUUUUUCACAGUUUAUUGAUAAUUUAUAUCUAACUGUGCCCUAAAUUGUGCUCUGUGUGAUUAUACUGUAUGGUGACAUAUUUGGGAAUACGGAGCCAUUUACUCCACUGUACAUCAACACUAUCAACUGCCAUAAUUUGCUAACCAUGUGUUUGGGUAAAAGGGUAACACACUUUUUACAAUAAAAUAAACUGAGACAUUUCCC